Rosa chinensis is the source of this 597-nucleotide messenger RNA. RefSeq lists its product as uncharacterized. Gene Ontology annotation, molecular function: cysteine-type peptidase activity. Lineage: Eukaryota; Viridiplantae; Streptophyta; Magnoliopsida; Rosales; Rosaceae. The record is from RefSeq and is a predicted model, not a curated record. The transcript is spliced from 5 exons. Bases 94 to 456 code for a protein of 120 amino acids. Gene Ontology annotation, biological process: proteolysis.
CCCACUGAAAGGGCUCGGUCUUUGUCAGAUCGCUAUAGGCAAGGGAGGUUAGGGAAAAUCUUUGUGGUUCCACAUAACUCAGGUGCUCGUUGGAUGUUGACGGUUGUGAACCCAAAUGAAGAAGUCGUGCACUUCAUGGAUCCACUUAAAAGGCGACUCGAUACUGGGGAAUGGAAAUCUAUUGUCAACAACUCCAUUAAAAUCUAUAAUGCUCACAAGAAUCGGAAACGAAGGAAAGUAAUUCAAUGGAAGAAUCUUGCUGGUAUUCCGGAGCAAAAAAAUGACAAGACUUGUGGAUAUUUCAUUAUGCGUUACAUGAAAGAAAUUGUGGAGGACAAGAACUUGGAUUUUAGUGUUAAGUGGGGAACGAGGUCAAAUUUGGUUUACACAGACAAGGAUAUUGAUGAGAUCCGAGCGGAAUGGGCUAAGCAUGUUUUGAAGUUCCCAGAAAAUUAAGUAUCAGCCUAUAUAUCUGCUUUUGUUUCUGGUAGCUUGAUAACUUGCAGUAGUAGUGUCUAGGAACUGCUUUUGUGCAUUUUGACAGAACUGAUGGAAAGUGUUGAACAAUAUAAUGCAUGCAGUUGCUGUAACUACUAU